GCUGCAAGCGGCAGCAGAGAGCAGGUAAAGACAUGCUUGCUUUUUUAAAAAAAAGAUCCUGAUUGCCCUCCCUCCUCCCUGUGGCGUGGAACCAGUUCUGACCUCGUCCAGACUGGUUCAGCACCAAACCAGUGAAUGAACUUUGGUUUGUGCACAUCCCUGUUAUUCAGCCUAGUUGGAUUGCUUGAAAACGCAGCAUUCUGUAGCUGACAUAUAUAUACUUCUUAAUUCAUCUUAGGGCAACACAGUCUUUUUCAAAGCUGUCUGGUGAACUGUGACAAAAGUAAUAUAAUUACUUUUGUUAGACUGGCAUCUGAUUUUCAAACAUUCCAGACAUUCUCUUUAAUCAAGUGCUUCUCUUUCUCCUCUCCACACAAAGAUCUUUCAAAAGGAAUAGAUACGGUAGGUUGUCCUAUCCUAGGCAUGCUCAUUUGGAUUCAACUCCCAUUGAAUUUCUGGGGUUUACAGCCUAGUAGUGUGCAUUGGAUUGCAGCCUUAAAAGUGUUUUAAGGGGCUGCUAACUAUUAUUAGUCUGCUUGGAUAACACAUGCCCCUGUAUGAAAAGGAGCAAUUAAGCUAGUCUCUCAGUACAAGUUGUUUCUCAGAGGCAUUCAUUUUCCUUCACUUUUCUAGUUACAAUGAGGGCGUGUGUGUGUGUGUGUAGGACAUGGUAUGUUUGCCACUGCCAGUAUUAGCAGUAAAGGGAGUGGAGAAUGCAUAAAAUACAAAGGAAGUCUUGAUACUUUGAAAAUGAAAAUGUCCAAGCCAGUUGAACUGGUUUCUAAUAGAAUUCUGGGCGUGUCCUGUUCCAGCUCAACUAAGCCUGCGUUCAGGAAACUGAUCAUUUUGUAUGGCAUGGUUUGCUUCUGGUGAGAGGAAUUUUUACUUCUGUAAAGCAAUGAGGAAAUGCUGCUGCUUUAGCAACUCAGUGGCCAAUCUAAUCCAAUCUGAACAAAAAGACCAGUUAUCUUGAGAGCCUUUUGCAUGAAAACACUGCCCCCAGAAGAAGAUGGGCCAGAAAUUAUCACAGGAAACUAAUCAAGACAAUAAGGCUGACAUCCUGGUUAUAUGUGAUGUAUUUAGCCAAGGAGUGGUUUAUGCAUCACAGAAGCUGAAAGAAUAUCUUGGAUUUGAGGAUCCACAGACUAAAUUCCACCCAGGCACGGAUACCCUGAAUGAGAUUUUUUUGGUCAACUUCAUUAGUUUCUGUGUUGAGAAGGGUGUUGAAGAGCGUAUCACAACCAGCAAAAUGUCCAAGCAACAGUCCUUGCUUUUUGGAGUUGACUGGGUCUGGACUUUAUCCGGAGCUGACAAGCAAAUAAAACUUCAGAUUGCUGUGCAGUCUCUACAAAUGGUUGAUCUGUCCAAAGGAGCUCAGCCUCAUGAAGUCAUAGGCAGUAAUGGAGAGGCAAUGUUGGCAGAUGAGCAUUUCCGAAACAAAAGCAGGUUUGAAAAGCUGGAAGAAUUCUGCACGCUGGUGGGACAUGACUGCCUUGGUUUGUUCAUAAUGUUUGGGGUUCCAGGGAAGCCCAAAGACAUUAGAGGAGUUGUGUUAGAGAGCAUCAGAAAGGAGAAACGGAAAAAUCUUUUGUCUGGUGAGAAUGCUUUAAGACAGUUUAUUUUGAACACUGAUAGUUUUCUUCCAACUAGAGAGAUGCUCGAAAACUGCCUCUCUAAGAGAAAUGGACUGAGGGAAGUAGGUAAGGUUUAUAUUAACUUCCUUUAACUUCCUCAUUGCUGACUAAAAGGUUCCAUUCUCAAUGGUGGAAGAAUAUUGAUCUCUCAUAACGAUUGGUAUCAAAUCUACCUCCAUAUCACAUGCGAAAUUGAAUCUGACUCUUUUGGGUUUUGUGCUAUGUGUUGACUUUACAAAGAAUUGUAACUGUGUAAUUAUUAUGACCGAACUGUGGCAGAGACGUAAUAAAUUUUCAUUCUGCAAUUUUAAAUGUGCAUAUUACCAAUGUUUCUAGCUGG
This is a messenger RNA of Hemicordylus capensis (graceful crag lizard), 1974 nucleotides long. It is a transcript of the gene REP15, whose product is annotated as RAB15 effector protein. Gene Ontology annotation, biological process: receptor recycling. Bases 1010 to 1726 code for a protein of 238 amino acids. NCBI's taxonomy places the organism in Eukaryota, Metazoa, Chordata, Lepidosauria, Squamata, Cordylidae. The transcript has a single exon. The record is from RefSeq and is a predicted model, not a curated record.